Temnothorax curvispinosus is the source of this 1782-nucleotide messenger RNA. RefSeq names its product bifunctional glutamate/proline--tRNA ligase-like. Gene Ontology annotation, biological process: prolyl-tRNA aminoacylation. The record is from RefSeq and is a predicted model, not a curated record. Gene Ontology annotation, molecular function: ATP binding; proline-tRNA ligase activity. The annotation marks the transcript as partial. Lineage: Eukaryota; Metazoa; Arthropoda; Insecta; Hymenoptera; Formicidae. Gene Ontology annotation, cellular component: cytoplasm; aminoacyl-tRNA synthetase multienzyme complex. The transcript has 5 exons.
AAAAGUGACUAUAGAAAUACGACUGGUCAGGAUUGGAAGCCCACGAAUUCGGAGGCAGCGUCGAAAAAGGAAAAGCAAAAUUCUCCCAAGCCCGGAAAGACGUCGGAGAAAGAAGUUGCGAAACACGCGGAUAGUCAGGAUGCAGAUACAAGCAAAACUGGGACGAGAUUAGGACUGGAGGCGAAGAAGGAAGAGAACUUCUUUGAUUGGUAUUCGCAAGUUAUCACGAAGAGCGGAAUGAUUGAAUAUUAUGACGUGUCAGGAUGCUACAUUCUUCGUCCGUGGAGUUUCUUGAUCUGGGAGAUGAUAAAGGAGUACAUCGAUAAAAAGAUAAAGGCGCUCGGUGUUGAACCAUGCUAUUUUCCGAUGUUCGUUACUCGUGGCGCAUUAGAAAAGGAGAAGGCGCAUAUAACGGACUUUGCCCCGGAAGUCGCGUGGGUAACAAAAUGCGGCGAAGACGAUAUGGCGGAGCCCGUAGCUAUACGGCCCACCUCGGAGACUGUUAUGUACCCGGCUUAUGCCAAAUGGCUGAGGUCUGACACCGAGUUACCUCUUAAGCUCAAUCAAUGGAACAACGUUGUGAGAUGGGAAUUUAAAGAUCCCAAACCGUUUCUCCGCACCAGAGAAUUUUUAUGGCAGGAGGGUCAUACCGCGUUUGCUACGAAGACGGAAGCGGAGGAGGAAGUGUUGAUCAUUUUAGAUAUGUACGCUAGAGUUUAUGAGGAGUUGUUAGCGGUGCCCGUCAUCAAGGGUUGUAAGACUGAAAAGGAGAAGUUCGCGGGUGGCGAUUAUACCACUACUGUCGAGGCGUUUAUUUCAACUAACGGUCGCGCGAUACAGGGAGCGACGAGCCAUCAUCUAGGACAAAACUUUUCGAAAAUGUUUAAUGUCCAGGUAGAAGGUAUCGCGGAUGGAGAAAAAACGUUUGUCUAUCAAAAUUCAUGGGGUUUAACUACACGAACUAUUGGAGUCAUGAUAAUGGUACACGGAGAUGAUCGAGGUUUGGUAUUACCUCCAAAUGUAGCACCAAUACAAGUUAUUGUGAUUCCCUGCGGUAUAGUCGCAAGCAUGUCUGAGUCAAAGAAAAAGGAACUUCGAAAUGAAUGCGCCUCUCUGGUCAAGCAAUUGAAAAUAAAUAAUGUUAGAGUGCGGGAUGAUUUUAGACCUAAUCGAACACCUGGAUGGAAGUUCAACCACUGGGAGCUGAAAGGCGUACCAAUCAGAAUUGAAUUCGGUCCAAGAGACAUGGAAAGAAAUGAAGUAACACUAGUACGAAGAGAUAACUUUGAGCGAGAAGUUGUCAAAAGAGAUGAGUUAAUUUUAUCGGUAACUUGUAUGCUGAAAAAGGUGCAAGACAGCUUGUUACAGAGAGCGAAGCACAAGUUAGACGAGCAUAUUAAACAGGUAGAAAACUGGGACGAAUUCAAACUCGAGCUCGAUAAAAAGAAUUUAUUAUUGUCACCUUUCUGCGGAGAACCGGAGUGUGAAGAUAACAUUAAGCAACAAAGCGCACGAUUGAACACAAUGGACGGAACAGUAACUAUGGGCGCCAAGAGUCUGUGUAUACCAUUUAAGCAGCCAAAAUUGACGAAACCUAUCGAAAGUAUCGAUGAGUUGAAGCGUAUUUUCGAAAGUAACAAUGAGUUGAAAUGUAUUUACCGAGAUUGCGAGAACAAAGCGAAGUUUUAUACACUUUUUGGACGUAGUUACUAACGCAUCCAUAAAAGGUUCAUAUACAUAUAAUGUUUAAUAAAUUUUACUGAAAUUUUUGCAUGUAAGUAA